AAAUGAACGCUGGAUGUCAGCUGUCUGUACACACCUGACAUCAUGGAGAAAGUCAUCAUUUGCAGCAUUGUCGCUCUGAUAUCACUAGUUCUCGCUGCAGGAUCUGGGUUAGACAAAUCAAGUACACUGGAAUCCGUGAUUGCCCGACUGGAGACUGUGGAGCGUCAUAUUCUGGCUUUCAACGAUAGACCAACUCGUAGCAAAAAGUCCAACCCAGACGAGCAGACAGAUGGUGGAAAAAUGAACGCCAGACUCCAGGCUGUGGAACGUCAGCUUUUGGCAUUCAAAUCAACACCAUUGGAAAGAAGAACCCCGUGCACAUCCAAUAGAUCCCUUGAGUUUGUUUCGUACCAAGUGAAGGCAAAGGCACUACCAACCAUUGUCCAGAAUCAAGAGGUUCUCAAAUUUGACACAGUCACAGACAACAAUGGCGGAGGGUACCAUGCUACUUCCGGUAUAUUUGAAGCUCCCGUGUCCGGCACCUACCUCUUCUGGGCCAACAUCAUGAGCUACGACAGGGGGGCCCUCUUUAUUGCGCUGAUCAAAGAAGGUGUGCGUCUUUUCACUGGAUUUAGUUCGAGAGAACUUCAAUUUGGCAUUGCGACUCUUAACUACAUAGUCAAUGUCAACAAGGGGGAGAAAAUCUGGUUCACAAAACCUCGUGAAACAUUGAACAUCUAUGGUAACUACUUCUCGAACUAUGGAGGAGUCCUCCUUCAUGCUCGCUAAGCUCCCACAGCAAAUGACACGAACGAGCUAAAUUCACAUUCAUUAAAAAGUUUGGUAAUAUAUCUAUCUUGAAUAUGCUCAUGCGUAUUGAAUGUAAACCUAGCAUCAAACUGAUGUACCUGUUACUAAAUAAAUGGUAUGUUCAUUAAAA
Haliotis rufescens (red abalone) is the source of this 880-nucleotide messenger RNA. RefSeq lists its product as uncharacterized. The transcript has 3 exons. NCBI's taxonomy places the organism in Eukaryota, Metazoa, Mollusca, Gastropoda, Lepetellida, Haliotidae. Gene Ontology annotation, molecular function: protein binding. The record is from RefSeq and is a predicted model, not a curated record. Bases 43 to 729 code for a protein of 228 amino acids.